Pieris macdunnoughi is the source of this 1119-nucleotide messenger RNA. The record is from the annotation of a GenBank genome assembly. NCBI's taxonomy places the organism in Eukaryota, Metazoa, Arthropoda, Insecta, Lepidoptera, Pieridae.
AUGGCUCAUUUAGACAAGAAAGAAAAUCUUAACGACGGACUAAAUAACGUGCACAUUAGGUCUCCUGUGAAAAAUGUGCUAUCUGCUCGUAACAACAAUGUUGUUGAGACAAUGGAUGUUGAAAAGACGGACAAGGUAGAAUUCGACCCUCAACUGGAACCGCUAUUACGCGAAAAUCCUCGCCGUUUUGUUAUGUUUCCUAUUCAAUAUCCGGAUAUCUGGCAAAUGUAUAAAAAAGCAGAAGCUUCUUUCUGGACAGUUGAAGAAGUGGACUUAUCAAAGGAUUUGUCUGAUUGGGACAGUCUAAAGGACUGCGAGAGACACUUCAUCAAGCAUGUAUUGGCAUUCUUUGCUGCAUCAGAUGGCAUAGUCAAUGAAAAUCUUGUUGAAAGGUUCUCCCAAGAGGUACAAGUGACAGAAGCCAGAUGUUUCUAUGGUUUCCAGAUUGCAAUGGAAAAUGUACAUUCAGAAAUGUAUUCUCUACUUAUUGAUACAUACAUUAGGGACCCUAAGGAGAGAGACUUCUUAUUCAAUGCUGUAGAGACUCUUCCGUGUGUAAAGAAGAAGGCAGACUGGGCUCUCCAGUGGAUAGCCAGCAAAUCUGCCACAUUUGGUGAAAGGAUUGUUGCAUUUGCUGCUGUUGAGGGAAUUUUCUUCUCUGGAAGUUUUGCUUCAAUCUUUUGGCUGAAGAAGAGAGGACUAAUGCCGGGCCUAACCUUCAGCAACGAAAUGAUUUCAAGGGAUGAGGGCCUCCACACUGACUUUGCAUGCCUAAUGUUCAAGCAUUUGGUACAAAAACCUCCUGCAUCCCAAGUACUGAAGAUAAUUCGUGAUGCAGUGGUCAUUGAACAGGAGUUUCUCACUGACGCAUUACCAGUAAGACUAUUGGGCAUGAACUGUGACCUCAUGUCUGAAUAUAUACAGUUUGUCGCCGACCGGCUUCUUGUGGACCUUAUUGGAGAGAAGCACUACCACACUAAGAAUCCAUUUGACUUCAUGAAUUUGAUCUCUCUUGAAGGAAAAACGAACUUCUUUGAAAAGAAAGUCGGAGAGUACCAAAAAUGGGGGGUCAUGUCAAACCCUAACGAUAAUGUGUUCACAUUGGAUGCCGAGUUCUGA